Messenger RNA from Penicillium psychrosexuale, 1047 nucleotides. Its product is annotated as zinc-dependent alcohol dehydrogenase family protein. Gene Ontology annotation, molecular function: zinc ion binding; oxidoreductase activity. The record is from RefSeq and is a predicted model, not a curated record. The transcript is spliced from 3 exons. The coding region runs from base 1 to 1047 and encodes 348 amino acids. NCBI's taxonomy places the organism in Eukaryota, Fungi, Ascomycota, Eurotiomycetes, Eurotiales, Aspergillaceae.
AUGAAGGGUCUUGUUUGCAACAAUGGCAAAAUUGAAGUCAUAGAACGACCCAAGCCAACCAUCCAGGAGCCCACGGACGCAGUUGUGCGAAUGCUGCAUACGUCCAUUUGCGGAACAGAUCUGCACAUCAUCAAAGGCGACAUCCAAACCGCAGAAUCUGGCGUUGUCUUGGGUCACGAAGGCGUUGGGGUUGUUGAGGCAUUGGGCUCCACCGUGCAAGGAUUGCAAGUAGGUGACCGAGUGGUUAUCUCCUGCAUGACAUCAUGUGGGUCGUGCCGUUACUGUCAGCGAGGUAUUCCCGCCCACUGCGAAUCCGGAGGAUGGAUUCUUGGCAACCAUCUCGAUGGAACCCAGGCGGAGUACGUACGCGUACCGCACGCAACUCGGUCGCUCCACCGCUUGGAUUCCUCUAUAGACGCACGUGAUGCGGUUUGCCUCUCGGAUGCCUUGCCGACAGGCUAUGAAUGCGGUGUGCUCAGUUCAGACGUCCACUCAGCAGGAUCCGUGGUAAUUGUCGGCGCGGGUCCGGUGGGGAUCGCAGCUCUUCUUACUGCGCGUCUAAAGAACCCUGACAUGAUUGUUAUGGUUGACCUGGACGAUACGCGUUUAGAGAAGGCGCGGGAAUUGGGUGCGCAUUAUACGGUUAACUCUGGUGCUCCAGACGCAAAGAAACAGCUCCUGGACUUGACCAAAAAUGAAGGAUUUGACUCUGUCAUCGAGGCGGUUGGCAUUUCAGUCACUUUCCAAUUGUGUCAAGAGCUGGUGGCCGUUGGCGGGCGCAUCGCGAAUAUGGGAGUCCAUGGCAAAAAGGUGGAUUUACAUUUGGAAAAACUAUGGGACCGCAACAUAAGUAUCCACAUGUCGCUGGUCAAUGCGGUUUCAAUCCCCUCCUUGUUGCAGCAAGUGAAAGAGGGCAAGUUGGACGUCAACUCGCUAGUCACGCAUCAUUAUUCGUUCGACGAUGCAACAACCGCAUACGACACCUUUGGGGCUGCAUCUACGCAUCAGGCCCUGAAGGUAGGCCUGGAUUUCGGAGUCCAAGAAUGA